Molecule: messenger RNA, 1593 nt
Organism: Ipomoea nil (Japanese morning glory)
Lineage: Eukaryota; Viridiplantae; Streptophyta; Magnoliopsida; Solanales; Convolvulaceae
Exons: 1
Coding region: 1-1593 (530 amino acids)
Source: RefSeq, a predicted model, not a curated record
AUGCGGAUAGCUCUCGAAGUUAAGAAUAAAUGGACCUUGGUGGACGGGAGUAUCACGCCGCCGAACAGGGAGCAAGCUCAGUACGCCGCGUGGAGACGGUGCAACCUCAUGAUCUGCGCUUGGAUCUUCAAGCCUGUUCACUCGUCCAUAGCGCAAAGCAUUAUGCAUCUCGACAGCGCUGAGGACGUCUGGGAGGAUCUGAGAAGAAGGUUCUCGCAAAGGGACGCACAACGCAUAUCUAUCCUACAGAGUGAGAUUCAUAGUCUACGGCAAGGAUCUCUCUCCAUUAAUGAGUACUACACAAAAUGCAGGACCCUAUGGGAAGAGAUGAACACCUUAAGGCCGAUUCCUCUAUGUAAGUGCACUCCCAGAUGCUCCUGCGAUUUGGUUGAAACAAUUCGGAAGGAAAAAGAGACUGAUCAGGUAAUCCUAUUUCUGCAAGGCUUGAAUGAGGACUAUAAUAACUUGAAAUCAAGUGUUCUUGUGUUAGAUCCCCUGCCAGAAGUCUAUAAGGUGUUUGUUAUGUCUGAAAAGUUAGAGAGGCAGAUUAUGGCAUCUCAUUUGAAUUUAGGAAACCUGGAUAUAAAACAGUCUAAUGCGGUUCAAACAUGCAUGAAUGAAGAUACUGUUGCUGCUUCGAAUGCUUAUAAUGGCAGGAAAAAUAACACUGUGAAGGCUAAAUGUACCUAUUGUGGCAUGAAUGGACACACAGUUGAUAGAUGCUACAAGAAACACGGGUAUCCACCCGGUUGGGUGCAAGGUUUUAAGUCAAAAGGGAAGCAACAGGGAACAGCUGCAUCCUUCACCAGUCCUAGCGAUCUGGGAAUAAACUCUGAGCAGUUGCACAAAUUGAUGACAUUCCUUCAGACACAGCCAAGCCAAGCAUCUGGAUCCUCCAAUUCGAACAGUCCCUCUGGCUCACAUAUCACAGCUGCAACUGCCUUGACUCCAAAGUUUGAAAAAUCUCACAAUCCUGAAGAAGGCAAGUUUUCUGUAUGUUCGUCAUCUUUAAACUCUUGCACUUGGAUUCUCGAUUCAGGGGCCACAAAUCAUAUUGUGUGUUCCCUUGAUUCCUUGAUCAAUCAUCACACAGUUAACAAUGUUAAAGUGAAUCUCCCUACGGGGCAAUGCAUCACAGUUAAAUAUGUAGGUGAUGCCAGGCUGCUCAAUGGAAAUCUAUGGCUGAAAGAGGCACUAUAUAUCCCUUCUUUCAAAUUUAAUAUUAUAUCUGUGAGCAAGUUAAUUCAAGAUGAUGCUUAUAAGCUAACCUUCAUGUCAAAACAGUGCAUGAUUCAAGGGAGUCAUGGUCAGAUAGUUGGUUUAGCUAGGGAAGAAAAGGGACUCUAUCUAAUGGAGGAAUCACAGGAAAUGCAGAAUGGACAGUUUGUUCUGCAAUGCAGUAAAUCUGAGGUCUGGCAUCGAAGGCUGGGGCACUUCCCAAUCAACAAACUACAUCUCAUUGGUGAUAUUGAUGUUGCUAAGUAUAAUAAUAAUGAGGCUUGUGAUGUAUGUCAUUUGGCUAAACACAAGCGUUCCCCCUUCCCAAUAAGUGUUACUAAUUCACAUUCCUGCUUUGCCUUCAUAAUUGAUUAG